AUGGGCGACGUACGGGUCGUGGUCCGCGUGCGCCCGCCGAACGCGAGCGAGAUCGCGCGCGGCAACAACGGCCAACGCUGCGUCAAGGUCGCGAGCCCGAGUCUCGUGCACGUGUACCCGGACGACAAGGCCAUGGAGGCCGGCGGGCCGCCCAACUCGUUCACGUUCGACAACGUCUUUGGCGAAGACUCGACGCAGCAAGAGGUCUUUGAGGCCGUCGCCAAGCCCGUCGUCGCCGACGUCCUCGAGGGCUACAACGCGACCAUCUUUGCUUAUGGCCAAACCUCGUCCGGCAAGACGUUUACGAUGGAAGGCGCGUCGAUUGACGACCCGGGCCUGCGGGGCAUCAUUCCGCGCACGGCGACCGAGCUCUUUGCACGCCUCAUGGACGCCGACGAGAACAUGGAGUUUGUCGUCAAAGUGAGCUACAUUGAGAUCUACAUGGAGCGCAUCCGCGAUCUCCUCGACCCGUACAAGACCAAGAUCAACCUCCAGGUCCGCGAAGACGCCGAGAAGGGCAUUUACGUCGACGGCGUCACGGAGCUCUGCGUCACGAGCGACGACGAGCUCCUGACGACCAUGCGCAGCGGCGCCAUGAACCGCGCGGUCGCGGCCACGGGCAUGAACGAGGGCUCGAGCCGGUCGCACUCGGUCUUCAUGGUCACCUUGUACCAGCGCAACCUCGAGACCAACUCGACCAAAGUCGGCAAGCUGUACCUCGUCGACUUGGCCGGCUCGGAGAUGGUGCGCAAGACGCAGGCGUCCGGGAAGCAGCUCGAAGAAGCCAAGACCAUCAACAAGUCGCUCUCCGCGCUCGGGAUGGUCAUCAACGCCCUCACGACGGCCAACGUGACCUUUGUGCCCUACCGCGACAGCAAGCUCACGCGCGUGCUGCAAGAGUCGCUCGGUGGUAACUCGCGGACCGCGCUCAUCAUCAACGUGUCGCCGAGCAGCUACAACGCGCCCGAGACCCUCUCGACGCUGCGCUUUGGGAACCGCGCCAAGAGCAUCAAGAACAAGGCGGUCGUCAACGCCGAGAAGAGCGCGGAAGAGUACAAGCAGCUGCUCGCCAAGGCCGAGAAGGCCAUGACGAUGCAGCAAAACUACAUCCUCGUGCUCGAAACAAAGCUCAAGCAGCAGCAGCUCAGCGCGACGACGACCGACGCCGCCGUUGCCGAAGUCGCGGCGGUCUCGGCCCUCGAGAAGCUCCAAGAGCGCGUGGUGCAGCUCGAAGAGCAGCUCGGCGAAGAGAAGCAAGAGUCGCAGCGGCGCGGCGACGAGAUUCGGUCGCUUACCAGUGUCCUAAACGCAUCCCAGCUCGAAGUGGAAGAGCUCAAGGCGCAAAAAGAGAGUUUUGAGCGCCCGCGCGACGACCACAGCUCGCGGCACCUCCUCGAAGAGCUAAGCCACCUCAAGCUCGAGCUCGACAAGCUCCAGUUUGAGAACGAAGAGAUCAAGCUCCAUGUGACGACGCUCCAGCAAGAGAACGAGCGGCUCGCGGCGGAGAACGACCAGCGCGCCAACAGUGCGAGCGAUGACGACCUCGUGGAGACCACCAACGUGACACUUGCCGCGCCGUUGCCGCCGCCGGCCCCGACGACGCCGCCCCGCGCAAGCAGCUCGAGCACGAUUCGCCUCGAGGUGGACGAGGAGAAGGAAGCCCGCGUCUUGCGGCUCGAAUCGGACCUCAAGGCCGCGCAGGAGGAGCUCAUGGCCCACCAGACGCAGGCACAGAAAGAGAUCCAACGCUUCACGGACGAGCGUCGCCUCCUCACCAACCAGAUUCAAGAGCUUGCGAACCAGCUCCAGUCGGUGCAGACGAGCCAGCAAGCGAUUACGUCGGCGACGGGCAUGUCGGCCCGGGAGCGGCAGCACAUGCGGUCGAUCCAGCAAAAGCUCGAGCAGCUCGUGGCCGUGCACCGGCAGCUCCUCCGCAAGUACGCGUCGCUCGAGUCGGAGCACAACGAGGCGCGGCAGAAGCUCGGUCUCCGCGACGACCGCAUCAAGAGCCUCGAGGCCAACACGCGCCUCAUGGCCUCCAACAUGCGCGCGCAGUCGGAGAAGCACCUCGAGGAACUCAGCGCGCUGCAUGUGCAACUCGCCGAGCUGCGUCGCAAUAUGAGCCAGGACACACUGCCCGACCUCCCGGAAGAGAAGCCGACGCCGCUUCCAGUCCGCCGCGCGGCCAGCGUCUAUGUCAACCGCCAGGGCAGCGUCGUCGGCGACGGCGUCAUUCGCCCGAUCCGCGGUGGCGGACGCCGGCAGUCGACGCUCGAGCCGUCGCCGGCCAAGUCGGACGCCGCCGGCGGCCUCGGCUUUCUCCAGCGCAUGCUCGGCCUCAAGUAG
Messenger RNA from Saprolegnia parasitica CBS 223.65, 2346 nucleotides. RefSeq lists its product as hypothetical. The record is from RefSeq and is a predicted model, not a curated record. NCBI's taxonomy places the organism in Eukaryota, Oomycota, Saprolegniomycetes, Saprolegniales, Saprolegniaceae. The transcript is spliced from 5 exons. Gene Ontology annotation, molecular function: microtubule motor activity; microtubule binding; ATP binding. Gene Ontology annotation, biological process: mitotic spindle organization; microtubule-based movement. Bases 1 to 2346 code for a protein of 781 amino acids.